AUGUCCACAGGCAGCGUCGUUUCAACCGUCAUUUUCUUCCUCCUCACCUUGGCGGCGACGAUACUCAUCUUUAGGCACUACACAAGGAUAUCGGCCAAGUCUAUGCCGCUACUCUGUCGCGUGUUCAUUAUCAUCGCUCUGUGUUCCGCCAUCGUGCCGUUCCCACUCCUUGUGGUAGACAUCAACGCGGCCCUCGACGCCAAGGCGGACCCAGACAUGCCGAAGGAAACGUGGCUUAUCGGCUUGUGGUACGCCAUCGUGGCGGCGACGUACAUCAUGGGCUGGGCAGUGCUGCCAGUGUCACAGGCGUACACGGAGGUAGGGCAGUUCACUCCGAAGCGCAAGAUCACGCAGGCCAUCAAGAUGAACGCGAGAUUCUAUGCCAUAUCCAUCGUUGUGUUCGUUGUGUUCUUUGCCUAUAUAGCCUUCCUGAAGGGGGCCUAUGGUUCCUUAGCCAACAUACUGAAGCUUGCGAUAUCUUUGGCGAACGCUUGGGGUCUCUUCCUGCUGGUAGUGUUCAUGUCGGCGGGUCUCGUGGGCGUGCCUAAGAUGUUGUGGCGUAGCGCCGACGCGGUGCGACUGCUGCGCCGCUUGUACUUUAGUGCCGUCGACAUCCAGGAAGACCUCGACAUCGCUGCCAUGGACCUCGCAGAGGUCAAGGCAGAACUCAUGACGAUUGACCCUCUUAUUGCGGAGGAGCACAAACCGUACUGGACGCACAUGAUGGAGGAGAUCGCCAACGCGGACCGCGACAUUCCGCAGUAUCACUCCGCUAGUGCGCGGGUGAAGCCGAUAACCAGCGGCAACAACACUGAUGUCUCGCUGAAGCACUUAGAAGAUUUGCACAAACGUGUCAAGUAUUCCAUCAAGAUUGCACAGCGCAUGAACUACCGAUGGGACUCGACGAUUCGCAGAUCGCAUGCGUACGAUGAGUUGCUGCGCGGGGUGAAGUCGACCAAUAACCCGAUAAAAAAGGUUUGGUUUCGUAUACGCGGUGCCGUGUACAGAGUUGGCGCAGUCUGUACUGGCAUUCUCACCCUCCUAGUGCUCUGGAGCGAACUCGUGCUGCCAUUUCAGCCACUAACAACGAAACGUCUUUCCGUUAUAGAACUUGCGAUGGGCAGUAAGUUUGAGCUCGUCUGGUCAAUGGUGUUCAUGUUUUACAUGGCCUAUUGCUCUUACUGGGCUAUUCUGCAGUUUAAAGUAUUUGACAUGUAUGUCAUACUGCCAAGUAUAUCUGACAACGCAUCUCUGUGUUUCAGUGCGACUUUCUUGACACGACUUAUUAUGCCGUUGUGUUUUAACUAUUUGCUAAUGGCGGGCCUUGCAAGGGAUGCAGCAGACGUGAUGUAUGGACACGUUUACCGCCGAAACAUGGACGUCAGUCUGGUCCUCGGUUCAUGGCUUAACCACUUCAUCCCUAUGUUUAUUCCAUUUAUGUCGGCACUGGUGCUGGCAAAAAUAGUGGACCGUCUCCUUAUUCUGGUCGGUAUUGAGGUUCACAGCCCAGAUGAUGUAAUGAACAACGCCGUGCGCCAGCGAAUCGAGGACGGCCACCGGCUCAUGUCACACGCCCUCGGGCAUCCCCUAACGGCUUUAGACCUCAACAGUUUGGGCGUUGUGGGAGACGGGGGUAUGUCUUCAAAUGAGGUGAAUGCCGCUGCUGCUGCAGCAGCGGCUGAGCGGUCACGACCAAAACAGCGUGGGGAGCGCUACAGGGAAUAUUUGGCGAGAAGAAAUGACGCAAAUGAAAGAGAGCUUGUUUGA
Molecule: messenger RNA, 1767 nt
Organism: Trypanosoma grayi
Lineage: Eukaryota; Euglenozoa; Kinetoplastea; Trypanosomatida; Trypanosomatidae
Product: putative LMBR1-like membrane protein
Exons: 1
Coding region: 1-1767 (588 amino acids)
Cellular component (GO): membrane
Source: RefSeq, a predicted model, not a curated record